AUGCAGCAACACCAGCAGCAAAAGCAGCAGCAGCAGCAGCAGAUGCAGCAGAAGCAGCAGCAUCCGAAGCAGCAAAUGGAAGAAGCAGCAGCAGCAGCAGCAGCUGCAGCAGCAGAACCAGAGUCAGAAUCAGAAGACCAAGACAAAGAUAAAGACAAAGAUAAAGACAAAGACAAAGAUAAAGAUAAAGAUAAAGAUAAAGAUAAAGAUAAAGAUAAACAACUGACUGGGGGUGCGAGCGUCUCUAUGCCGCAGUCAUAA
This is a messenger RNA of Eimeria acervulina, 261 nucleotides long. RefSeq lists its product as hypothetical. The record is from RefSeq and is a predicted model, not a curated record. The coding region runs from base 1 to 261 and encodes 86 amino acids. NCBI's taxonomy places the organism in Eukaryota, Apicomplexa, Conoidasida, Eucoccidiorida, Eimeriidae. The transcript has a single exon.